Messenger RNA from Bursaphelenchus okinawaensis, 1623 nucleotides. The record is from the annotation of a GenBank genome assembly. NCBI's taxonomy places the organism in Eukaryota, Metazoa, Nematoda, Chromadorea, Rhabditida, Aphelenchoididae.
AUGAUGAAACAUAAAAUCAAGACGAAAUGGAUUGAAGAAGAUGGAUACAAUGUCAGUGGAACAGAGUAGGUAUAACGCCUGAUUUUUGAAUUGAAAUUUUAGGUUUGAUGCUCAAGAGAAGAUCGAGGAGAACGAGUUCAAGGAGAUUCAAAAGAAGGACAGGAGGAACUUUAAAGAAGAACUUGAAUUGAUGCGUGAUGUAGCUACGGAAUUGGCGUAUCAAACAACUGCUCUUUCGUAUGUUUUUACUUUACCUGACUAAUGGAUAAUGUAUCAUAUAUUCUUGUGUAGAAUUCUUUAUGCUUCCUUUCAAACAUGCUUCUUUAUCUAAAUUCUUUCAGAACUUUGCCAGAAGACCGAGUAUACCUUACGGGUAAAUUAAAGGAAAUCAACGAUUUGUCAAGACGUGCUGGACGAAUAAGCAGGUAAGAUUUUAGUUUUUAAAAUUGUAUUUGAAUACUUUAUAUGUUUUUUGUUAACUAUUUUUAAACUUUACUAUAUUGAUACAAAAGUAAGUAAAAUUAUUUCAGACGACGUUUCAUGGCUGAACCAAUCUUUCGCUUUGUAAUAUAUUUUUCCAAUGCGGACAGAACCACUGUGAUUAAAACGAGCACUGAUGUUGAUAUGACACCAGAAUAUGUGAAAAACAACUACGAACUCAUCAAGACCAAAUUGAGACCGUUUUUGUUGCGAGAGUUAAGAGCCUUGUGUAGGGUGAAAGUAUUCAGUUUGUGCGACUUGACAGAACUGAUUUUGAAGUGCAUUAUGAACAUUCAAAACAGCAAGUCCAGGCUUCAAGCAACGUUGAAGAGUAUGGGUAUUAAACAUCCACUUAGCGUUUUCAAUUCUGUAAUGGCAUUUGUGGGUGCCAACCAAAGCUUGAAGCUAUUUGAUUCAAAUUCCAGAUACGUGUAUGUUGUUUUUUUUACAAUUUCUGUUAUGUGCUUAGAAUUCAUAUUUAAAAAAGUUUACUUAAAGCAACUCAAGAGAGAAAGGUAGUAUUGACUUUGUAUUUUCUAAUAUAUUUGAUGAAUUUUCUUUAGAAAACGGAUCACUUUAAGUAGCACUUUUGUGGAUGACAAUGACGUUACGAUAAUGCCAUCACGAAGUAAUGAAGACAACGAUGUUAUGAUUGUUGAUGAACCUGCACGACCUUCGCGAACUCAAGCCGACCCUUUAAGUUACGGCUACAAUUCUGACUUGUCACCUUUUUCUCUGUUUAACAGACGGAUACGAGAACAGUACCGUGACAUGCUUCGACGAGGAAGGUCAAAUCCAGCUGUAUCUUUACCAUCGUUACCAAACAUGUCUCCUGAUGACCCAGAUGUUUUCAGGAGGACAAUUCAUUCGAGAUCACCUCCAGACUUUUUGGAGCACUUGAAUAGGCGAAGAGCAAAUAGGACCAUACAGUUGAAUGAUAGCGAUGACGAGGUAAGUCUGACUUUUACUGUUUAUACACUAUAGUUUUCGUAAAAUCUUUACAAACCUUAAAAAACAUAACUUUUUGGUCAAUAUAAUUUCUUUCAGGACGAAUUAAUGUUAUCCGCUCCUCCAAUCCGCCAUCGGCCACAUCCUCCUUUACCUCCGCGGCCAGAUGAGGUAAUGACGAUAGAUUCGGAUUGA